Molecule: messenger RNA, 1289 nt
Organism: Syzygium oleosum
Lineage: Eukaryota; Viridiplantae; Streptophyta; Magnoliopsida; Myrtales; Myrtaceae
Product: beta-carotene isomerase D27, chloroplastic
Exons: 7
Coding region: 246-1043 (265 amino acids)
Molecular function (GO): iron ion binding
Source: RefSeq, a predicted model, not a curated record
GCAUUCACAAGAAAAACAAAGAAGAAACGAAAGCAUCUUUCGUGGGUUCUGUGGAUGCUACGGUGGAGAAUCUAAUGCUCGCAAAACUCCAAAACUCCACCCGCCAGUCCUGAAAGUUCAGUCUCUCUCUAAUCCGGACUUUGGUAUAUAUACAUAUAUAAAACCACCCUGUCCAUGCACAAACAUCACGCACAAGGCCCUUGUUAUCUUCCUUUGUUCUCCAUCUCUCAGCGUGGUAGCCAGUCAUGGAAGCAAGGCUCCUUCAUCAGAGCAUGAGCCCUUUUAUGCCGGCCCGCGAUCGCCCUCACUGCCGACGCACUAAAAAGCCUCUGCGUUCUCCGGUUCUUGCCGUCUUGACGAGCCCCGCCGGGAAAAUAGCGGAAAUCGUGGAGAAGGCGACGACGACGAUAAGGCUGGAAGAAGAUGCCAUUGUUACUAAGUACAAAGACAACUGGUUCGAUCUCGUGGCCACUAAUCAUCUCUCUCGAAGCGUUCAAGCCGCUAUAGGUAUUAGGAACAAAAAGAGCGGGUAUGAGGGCUUGGUGGAGGCGGCCUCAGCCGCGUACCGGAGCUUCAAUCCGACGGAGCAGCGCGAACUCGUCAUCUCAGCUCUCGAAAGAGCCUUCCCGAGGCCAAUCCUGAAUAUGAUAAGGACAUUGCUGCCUCAGUCUAAAUUCACCCGGGAAUACUUUGCUGCCUUCACCACUGUGUUUUUCUCUUGGUUGGUCGGAAAAUGCGAGGUGAGAGAAUCAGAGCUCGAUGGAAGAAGAGAAAAGAAUGUCGUCCACAUAAAGAAGUGCAGGUUUUUGGAAGAAACCAACUGUGUGGGAAUGUGCCUUAAUCUCUGUAAAAUGCCUUGCCAAACAUUUAUCAAAGACUCCCUAGGAGUGCCAGUCAACAUGGUGCCAAAUUUUGAUGACAUGAGUUGCCAGAUGGUAUUUGGGCAAGAUCCGCCAGCGAUAAGUGAUGAUCCAGCAUUUAAACAGCCAUGCUUUAAAUUAUGCAAGGCAAAGCAAAAGCACAGUGAAAAAUGCACCAGUUGAUGCAGAGAGACAGAGAAGGGGAAUGAUGGACAGUUCCAUUACCAAACUUGGACCCAAAUAAUUCUUUGUAGUGGAUAUACAAAGGCCUAGCCAAGAUUUAUUUUCCCUUUUAGUUGUUCGUUACAUUUAUUACCCAAGAAAUUAUAUAUCCAAAUAUGUCAAGAUAUGCCUAUCACCAUGUUUAUAGAGGUAUACUCUUGCAGUGUAAAAGCUAUUUCAGUAAGGCACACAUUACCAAGCUGCAAA